This is a messenger RNA of Hemicordylus capensis (graceful crag lizard), 3154 nucleotides long. It is a transcript of the gene GOLIM4, whose product is annotated as golgi integral membrane protein 4. The record is from RefSeq and is a predicted model, not a curated record. The transcript is spliced from 16 exons. Lineage: Eukaryota; Metazoa; Chordata; Lepidosauria; Squamata; Cordylidae. Bases 942 to 3059 code for a protein of 705 amino acids. Gene Ontology annotation, cellular component: Golgi apparatus; Golgi membrane.
CUCGCUGGAAAAAGCCGCCCAGGCGUGGAGGUGACACGUAAGUGGAGGGCUGGAAGGUGGCCAAGGCAAGGCAGGGGAACUUACGGAAGUUUCCGCAUCAGUUUAGCAACAAGGAGGAAAAGUAACUUUAGCGCGAAGCCCGAGAGGCGGAUCUGGAGAGCUCUGCGAAGGGAAACUCCACUUUGGAGAAUGGAGCCUGGAAGGAUCCCUUGAACUAGUCGAUGCGUGCCAGAGAGAGGGCGCGAUUGGGAGAAGGCACUCUCGCCCCCGGCGCCGCUGCCGCACGCUGCUCACACCCGGGGCGGGCCUGGAGCCGAUCUUGCAAGUGGAGGAGACGGAGCGAAGGAGCGCAGAACGCACGAGCGCACUUUUGGACUUGCUUGGACGGAGAAGGGGGAGAGCUCUGCAAAACAACCUUGAGAAUCGCUGCGCGGAGAUUUCUCCAAAGUGAGACUUCUCCCAUCUCACAGUGAGGUUUCUCCACGGAGAUUUCUCCAGAGAGAUUGCGGGAAGCCGGGAGGACGAGUUUGGAGAUGCCCCGUUUCUUCUGAGCUGGAGCGCCUCCAGUCCGAGUUACAGAGACUGCAUUGGGCCUCGGCCAGAGGGUCCUAGAAAGUGGGGCUGCUGGUGUCCCUCUCCUGCCCUCGGGAUCUCCAGCUCUCAGGAGAACCAUCCCACCCCGCAGCCUCUCUGAAAGAUCACUUGCAGGAAGGCAGCCUCUCUGCAGCAUGACCUUAGAUGCCUGGCACAGCUUAGCCUGGUGCCAGGUUAGGGCCGGUUAGCACCAGGACCUAUGGCCGCAGCUGCACCAGGGGGCUCCAGCACUCUGAGGCCCUUUUGCUCUUCACACCUUUGCCUGAUGCUGCCUCCUGCUCUGGCUGCUGCGGAAAAGUGAAGAAGCCUUGAGGUGGGAGGAGGACCCCUGGAUCCCCCAAAGGACUAUGGGCAACGGGAUGUGUUCCCGAAAGCAGAAGCGGAUCCUGCAGUCCCUCUUGCUCCUCACCGUGGUGUUUGGCUUCAUCUAUGGGGCGAUGCUGUACUAUGAGGUGCAGAAUCAGCUGAGGAAGGCUGAGGCCGUGGCCCUCAAGUACCAGCAACACCAAGAGUCCCUUUCAGCACAGUUGCAAGUCGUGUAUGAGCACCGGUCCAGAUUAGAAAAGUCUUUGCAGAAAGAGAGGCUUGAACAUAAGAAAGCAAAAGAAGACUUCCUUGUUUAUAAAUUAGAAGCACAAGAAACCCUAAAUAAAGGGAGGCAAGAUUCUAAUAGCCGAUACAGUGCGCUGAAUGUACAGCACCAGAUGCUGAAGAGCCAACAUGAAGAGCUAAAGAAGCAGCACUCGGAUCUGGAGGAUGAUCAUAGAAGACAAGGGGAUGAGCUUAGCAGGGCAGUCAGUGAUCACAAGCAGAGAUAUGUUCAGCUACAGCAAGAGAAAGAGCAGGAACUCUCCAAGCUGAAGGAAUCUAUGUAUAAUCUGCGAGAAGAGAAUAGGCAGCUGAGGAAAGCCCACCAAGAUAUCCAUACGCAGUUGCAAGAUGUCAAGCUGCAGCAUAAGAGUUUACUCUCCCAACAUGACCAGCUUGUAGUGACACUGGAAGAACACAAGAGUGCGCUAGAAGCUGCACAGUCCCAGGUGGAGGAAUACAGACAGUUGAAGGACACUCUCAAAAAGAUGCCUAGUUUCCAGAAGCCGGAUAGUGCCCAGCAAUCGCAUGUCUCACCGUUGACACCUGCACCUUCUCCUCUGAGUGACUCCAAAGCGCGUGAUGCAGAUGUGAAUGAAGAGCCGAAGGAGGUUCCCCUUCAUAGUCAGCAGCCACUUGUGGGAGAAGAAGCGAACAGAGGGGUCCACUUGGAAGGAAGAGAAGAUAGAGCUGAACAUUUCCAUCGGGGUGGAAAUGUUAUUGAAGGUCACGCUCCUCGGGAGUUAAAUAUUCAACAGAAACAAGAAGCAGGAGAAGAUGAGGAGGAACACGAGGAGCAAGUUGAGGAGGAGCACAAAAAGGAACUUGAAGAAGAAGAGAUGGAGCAAGCAGGGCAACCUGAACGCUUAGCAGAGGAUCUGGACCAAGCGCCAGAGGAGCAAGAAUGGAAGGAGAAAGAACAGGCUGAAGAAGAAACCAAUGUCCUGGGUGGACGCAGCCGUUCAGAGCAGCCGCCUACAGUGAGGACUAUAACAAGGUACAAAUCGGCCUACGAAGAACAAUUGGAGCAGCAGCGACUGGCUGUCCAAAGGGCAGAAGAAGCCAGCCGCCUCCGAGAACGGCAGGAAUCUUUGCAUCAGGGGAGGCUGCAAGAGCACUUGCUACGGCAGCAGCAGCUUCAAGAGAGGGAACUGACACUGCGGAGACAGGCAGAGCAGGAUGAAGAGCAAUUUAAACACCACCUAAGCCAGCAAUCUCAUUAUGACAAUCUAGAUCAGGAUAUUGUGCAAGGAGAAGAACAAGGUGCCCAAGAAGAAGAUGAAAACUAUGAGAGGCACAACCAUCAUCCAGAUGAAGCAGAGGAAGAAGAGCAAAAUAAUGUGAAUGAGCAACAGGAACGGCACCUUGACCACCAAGCACAAAGGGAGGAGAAUGCAGAUUCGAAGGCAGCUGUAGAUGAUGUCAACCCAGCUGAUGAUCCCAACAAUCAGGGGGAAGAUGAGUUUGAGGAAGCUGAGCAAGAGAGAGAAGAGAGUCUACCUGAGGAGAAUAAGCAGUUAAAAGCAAAUAACCAAAAAGAGAAUCCUGAAAUGGAAGAGCAUUUGGUGAUGGUGGGUAACCCUGACCAGCAAGAAGAUAAUGUGGACGAGCAGUACCAGGAAGAGGGUGAAGAAGAGGCUCAGGGAGAUCUGACAGAAGAGAAGAAGAGGGAGCUGGAACACAAUGGUGAACAGCCAUAUGGUGAACAUGAUGAAAAUGCUGAAGAGAAAAUGAGUGAAGGUGCAGAUCAAGAGCAAGAAAUCCAAGAAGAAAACAAUCAGAAAGAAGGUCAUGAUGAAAACUACGAGGAGGAGGAAGAGGAGGAGGAGGAAGGUGGUGCAGUCGCAGCAAAAGCCCAUCGACGAGGGGAAAUGUAGUUCUUGGCUUGCGGAAAAAGAAAGAAAAAACCAUAUUGUGUAGAUGCUAGUGAAGGACAGAAUUUCCAUAUACAUAUAUAUAAUUUUUAAAACCA